AUGAAUCAACCGACAGAGUCAACAAACGGGAAUGGUGGCAACAAGAACACCACCACUACCAACGAAGACAAUAAUAACAACGUCAACAAGGAUAACCAGGGAGGUUCUUCGUCGUCUGCCACGGCAGCAGGAGCAGCAGGGACAGGAGCAGCCAUGACCCAACAACAGCUGGACGACGAGUCGGCUGAGGCCAAGAAAAAACGAGGUGGCCCCAAGCGGAGAAAAGUGACUCACGGUCGUCCUUGUCAGCGAUGCAUCAAGCGUAAUAUCGGACACAUGUGUCACGACGAACCUAAACCAUCAGCGUCAGGAACGGCUGGCUCGCAGCAACCGGCUAGCGCCAGCUCGAGUAAUGCAGGAACCCCAGUCCCCAGCAUCUCACGAUCUCCUGAAGCACGAAGGACUUCACAGCAGCAACAGCAGGCUGCUCAGAAUCAAACACAGCUCACCUCACACCAACAGCAACAGCUUGCAUUACAACAGCAGCAACUCCAGGCCAACAACUUGGGCUUGCCUCUCUACGGAUUCAACAACCAACUGUCAGCUCUGCCUGUAACCCCAUUGACCUUUGCGAGUGAGCAUAUGGGUAACGAGUUUACUGUCAUCAGUGACUUUUUGGAGAGUCUGGGAGGCGAUCAGCAAAAUAUCUUUUGCGAGACAGGAAUCCCCGUUAACACAACCGAGAAGUUCUUCUUGACAGCAGCAGAUCCAAGUGAUGGCACCAAUGAGGACCGAUUGACCCAGGUCAUCAAUGCUAAGUUCGAAGCUGGCUUCUUGAAACCCUACAACUACGUCAAUGGAUAUUCUCGUCUUCAAAAAUACAUGGACAGCAAUAUGUCGAAUAUCAGCAGACAGAGGAUAUUGAACGUCAUGGGCACUUUCCGACCAGCAUUCAGAACAGUGGCCCAAUCCUUGACAGAUAUUGACCUUGUCCUUGUCGAGGAGGCAUUUGAGCGCCUGCUGCUUGACUACGACCGAGUCUUCAGCUCAAUGGGCAUCCCAGCAUGUCUCUGGCGCCGAACAGGAGAGAUCUACAAGGGCAACAAGGAGUUUGCGUCGCUAGUCAACGUGCCGCUGGAGAUGCUGCGGGAGGGCCGUCUGUGUAUAUACGAACUGAUGGCCGAAGAGUCCGCCGUCAACUAUUGGGAAAAGUACGGUAACAUUGCCUUUGAUGCCGGUCAAAAGGCCGUCUUGACAUCGUGUCUCCUCAAGAACCCGGACCCGGAAUCGCAGAACGUCAUUUCUUGUUGCUUUUCGUUCACUAUCAGGAGAGACAAGUAUAAUAUCCCCACUGUGAUUGUAGGCAACUUUUUGCCUGUUUCCUUGGGAUAG
Molecule: messenger RNA, 1332 nt
Organism: Linnemannia hyalina
Lineage: Eukaryota; Fungi; Mortierellomycota; Mortierellomycetes; Mortierellales; Mortierellaceae
Source: the annotation of a GenBank genome assembly